GAAUUCAAAUAUUUUAUACAUAUAUAUGUUUAUAUAUAUAAUUUAUAUUGUCUGUGUAUAUAUAUAUAUAUGCUAGUGUGUGUGCCAGUUCAGCCGGUUUUUGGACUGGGGGAGGAAACCCCCGCAGCACAGGGAGAACAUGCAAAACAUGUUCAUGCAAACAGAACAUGCAAACUCCGCACACACAGCCCCGGCGGGAAUCGAACCCCGGACCCUGGAGGGGUGCGGCGAACAUGCUAACCACUAAGCCACUGUGCACACACGAUCAUAUAUGUAUAAUCAUACUGAUGGCUCACUGAUGCGCAUGGUUCGUGAAGGCUAACCCAUCUAGUACGAUACCACAGAAGAGCUACUUUAGCAUAAAUUGCUGAAAAAGUUCAUGCUGGCUAUGAUAUAAAGGUGUCAGAACGCAAAUCAUAUCAUAGCUUGCUGCGUAUGGGGCUGUGUAGCUGUAGACCGGUCAGAGUGCCCAUGCUGACCUCUGUCCACUGCCAUGGGCUUGUGAGCAUCAGAACUGGACCAUGGAGCAAUGGAAGAAGGUUGCCUGGUCUGAUGAAUCAUAUUUCCUUUUACAUCAUGUGGAUGUCUGGGUGUUUGUGCGUCGCUUACCUGUGGACUGGCUGGCACCAGGAUGCACUAUGGGAAGUAGACAAGCUGGCAGAGGCAGUGUGAUGCUCUGGGCAAUGCUCUGCUGGGAAAUUAGGUCCUGACAUUCAUCUGGAUGCUACUUUGACACGUAGCACCUAUGUAAACAUUGUAGCAGACCAAGUUCACCCCUUCAUGGCAAUGUUGUUCCCUAAUGGCAGUGGCCUCUUUUAGCAGGAUAAUACGCACUGCCACACUGCAAAAAUUGUUCAGGAAUGGUUUGAGGAACAUGACAAAGAGUUCAUGGUGUUGACUUGGCCUCUAAAUUCCCCAGAUCUUAAUCAGAUCGAGCAUCUGGGGGAUGUGCUGGAUAAACAAGGCUGAUCCAUGGAAGCCCCACUUCACAACUUACAGGACUUAAGGGAUCUGCUGCUAACAUCUUGCUGCCAGAUACCACAGCACACCUUCACAGGUCUUGUGGAGUCCAUGCCUCGACAGGUCAGAGCUGUUUUGGCGGCAUAAGGUGGACCUACACAAUAUUAGGCAGGUGGUUUUAAUGUUAUGGCUGAUUGGUGUAUAGCAUGUCAUCUGGAAUGAAUAAAUAAAUGUUUCACUUGUGUAACACACUGCACCCAGUGAGACACUUUACUUAGUGGCAAUUAAAGUUUGUUAGUAUUGUGCCUCUUUCUGGUUCUAGUUUGUAAAAAAUCACGCAGGUCAAGUGAAGCCCUUAACAGCACACUAUAAAAUGUCUGAAAACAUUUUCAAGCUAUUUUCUGUUGGAUAACAGGAAUAAAAGCUUGUUUAGACUUUAAUCUGAUAAGCAAUUAAUUCGCAAUAAACGGAAUUUAAACAUUUAUUUACAUAAAGGCAAACCAUACAUCUCUAUAGGCUAUUCGUUAAACUUUACUAUUAAACGCCAUAAAGCUGAGCACUUUCAUGUGGACUGCAGCUGUCAGUGCACCUGAAAACUGCUGGCCAUAUGAAAUGAUGGCAUCUGAGUGACAGGUAAGAUAAUCAGCCCCAUGGUCCCCUCUUCACCCCUCCUCCUCCUCCUCCUCUUGUUAUACCGGCAUGUCAGAGCCUGUGGGAUGGGGUUCCUCUUGCAUUUACUUUCAGUCUGGAUGCUGCUGCCGCUGCUGCUCCGAUCCACUUGGAUGUCCCUCUUCAUGAAGGAGGGUCCUAUCUUUCCCACUUGAUCGCGCACUUAUUUUUUGGCGAUCCGAAAGCAACUUUAAAGAGUUCAUCCGCAUUUUUAAUCUAAACAACGGAGAGCCGAGAAGAGUUGGCCGUUGUCUUGACCGGUGCAAAGCAUGAAGUUCCUGGAGGCUGCGCGCGUCUCGGUGCUGCUGUUGGUGCUGCUGGUGGGGGAUCACCGCGGAGUGCAGGGGAAAGCGGCUCGGCUGGAGCGCUGGGUGAAAGCUGGACUGCAGUACCUGAAGGUGCACCUGUGCCGCAGGGUGGCUUUACCGGAGAGCGAGUGUCGCAGGCUCGCUCAUCUCCAUCCCAGCGGAAUAGCGGUGUAUACUUCAGAGUCUGGUUCUGGUAAAGUGCUCGCCAUCCUGCCCGACUCGCACCCCGCAUUAAAAGCGAGUCACAGUGCGGGUGCGCUUGCUGCUGAGCGCGGGCUGGAGCGGGAGCGCUUCACCGACGUGAGCGCGCAUGACGCCGUGCUCGUGCUGGACCCGAGUCCCGGAGAGAGCUUCGGCCACCCCGUCCUGCUCUUCUACCUGGACUUUAACAUGGCCAAGAAAAAGUGUGCUCAUAUGGAGGGGAUUUAUUUGGGAGAGGAGUGUAUGACUCUGGCCCUGAAGACUCGCUGUCAGAACCAGCUGAAGCGGAGAAGGAGCCGCAGCGACCGUACGAUGGACCGCACACAGAUUCGGAAGAGUGUGGUGUCCAGAACAAGCCAUACAGAGCGUAGUAAUGGGCUCUGCGAGAUCCACUUCCUGCCCCGAGUGGUGGGAGUGAGGGACAGCAACCGAACGCAGCGCCUCCGCUGUGUAGAUCAUCCAGAGUUUGCUAGAUGCCCCCAGCCUUUGCCCCUCACUAGUCCAAGCAUGCCAAUCUCUAGCUGUGAACUCAAUAAAAACACCCGUCGAUGCCACCAGCAGCCUCUCGCCACACAUCUCUCCUGUCGCCUCUACCAGACCUGUGACCACGCAGUACUGCUCUCAGGUGGUUGGCAGGAACAGAUCACAUACCAGCAUCAUGAGCAGAAUCUGCUGCUCUUCUACCAGAUGCUAAGAAACAAUGGUUUUCAUAAGGAUCACAUUAAAACAUUCUUUGCUGGAAAUGGACAGGUAGCAGCUAAAGAGACAGAAGGAAUGUAUCCAGCCACAGAAAAGGAGGUAAUCAGGAACCAUAUCUCCUACAUCUGUCGCAAGCAGCACUGUGCAGACACAUUCGUGUUGUACCUGAACAGCCCGACCCGCAACGACGGAACCAUGCUGCUGUGGGACCGCAACAACAACGGCAUUGCAGAUCUAAAGGAGCGCUAUGCAGUAGGUGAGCUGCUGGCUGACCUUGCAGGCUGCAGGGCAAGUCGAGUUCUGCUUUUUGUUGAGCAGAGCUACACCGGAGUUCUCACUAAGAGACUAAAGGGCUCUCUUAAACACCUCAAUGUGGUGCUGCUCAACGGCCUGCCCUGGGUGAACACGGCCCAAUUCUGGGCCUCUCUGCACCCUUCCCACUGCCUCAUCGACCACCUCAGUAAGAAUGCUCUAAUGCCUCAUGUGGGUGAUGGGAUAAGCCUGCUGAACGUGACUUUGUCUGGAGCUCCCUGUAAUUCCACGCCACCUCUUUCAGAGGCUGAGAUGAAGAAGGAGUACAUGGGCUGUCAGAAUCUGCCAACAGCACUGUGGCACCAGGGCAGUCGAAAGGCUCACAACAAUGAGAGAAACUGAGAGACAAUGUUCAUUCUUCCAGUGCGGCCUCAUAAACUUCACUACCGGCAUCUAAUCUCAACUAGAGAAUGCUAGAGAUGCCAAACAUGUCUUUUUGCUCAUCUUAGUUCUUUACUAUGGAUUUUGAUCUUCGGUUGUAACAAUAGAUUCAGGCAGAAUGCUGCUAGACAAGAAUAAAAAAUGUGUGUAUAAAUUGUUGUUGCUCAAGUAGAGGUCAAACUGUCAUUAGAUGGACCCAGUCUAUCCAAAACAAAUGGACUGCGGUAAGAUGGAUGAAAAGAAACAUGCUGUCAUGAAGGCCACAGGAGUAUAUAUGGUUUAAGAGGAAGUGUUAUGUCCUCACUCUGAACCUCAGCCUUCCAUCUGCAGCAUCCCGGUGUUUGGCUCCUCCAGUGUUUUUGUCUACCCACUGUGGGGGUUCAUCCGGCGGGCAGCUGCACUUUUGCAUCUCUCCACAUUCAGAGUGUCCUGGCGCGGGUCAGUGCUCACAUCACAUCCUGGAGAUGAACCAUGGUGACUAUGCCAGUCUGACAUUUCAGGACAAAUCUAUGUUGCCCUUGCAGACAUGAAGGAGCCUAGGCAAUGCCAUCAUUUAGUCAUGAGAACUGUUCCUUCGACAAGCUCUACCCCUUCCAAGGCCACUUUCCCGCUCUAUUUAAAAGGAGUUCUGGUUUUUCAAGCAGUUUGACCUGUAUCGGCUUUGGCCUGUAGGUGACAGAACACAAACUAGAGGAAGACAUGUAGCUGUCUUACAGGUCUCUGCUGAAAUUUAUGUACAAACUUUCAAAGAUUAAACAAGGUCAAUAUAAGUCAGGAAUAAAAAGAAAAUUAGACAUUUUUUAAAAAGCCCCAGACAAGGCCUGGCAUUAUAGUUCUGAUUAAGCUUGUUUGUGUAUACGGUAUUUAAUAUAAAGGUGUUGUAAGAUCCAAUACCUCAGUUAUCAGUUAUCCCAUACCUUCAUACCUCUUUCCUGUGUACAAACACCCCUUAAACAAUGUUCGGUGCAUGUUGGCUAAAAAAUAGUUUAACAGCGUAUACCCAAGUGUAAAACUCAGCUGAGUCAAGAAAUAUUUCUUUUGUAUAGAACAGAAAUGUGUUUAUUCUGUAAAUGUCAUGUUGUGCUAAAUAAAUGAAUUUUAAUGUCACUUAAGAGGAUAUUAAUGUCCUCAUCUCAGUUGUUAAACUGUAGCUUGUGUGACCUUAUGUAAAUACUCAAAAUAAAUUAACUUUUGUACAUAA
Ictalurus punctatus (channel catfish) is the source of this 4731-nucleotide messenger RNA. RefSeq lists its product as uncharacterized. Bases 1899 to 3491 code for a protein of 530 amino acids. NCBI's taxonomy places the organism in Eukaryota, Metazoa, Chordata, Actinopteri, Siluriformes, Ictaluridae. The record is from RefSeq and is a predicted model, not a curated record. The transcript is spliced from 7 exons.